AUGGCAAGUUCAUAUCUAUCUAUCUAUCUAUCUAUCUAUCUAUCUAUCUAUCUAUCUAAAUCUAUCUCAAAUUUUUCUUACCUGUCUAUCUUUGUAUCUCUCUAUCUAUCACUCUCUGUUCAUUAUCUAUCUAUCUGUCUAUCUAUCUAUCUAUCUAUCUAUCUCAAUAUGUUCACAUCUAUUUCAGUUUUUGUUCAUAUUUAUGUAUCUCAGUCUCUUCAUAUCUAUCUAUCUAUCUAUCUAUCUAUCUAUCUAUCUAUCUAUCUAUCUAUCUAUCUAUAUAUAUAUAUAUUAGUCUCUUCAUAUCUAUCUUUCUAUCUCUCGAUCUCAUUCUAUUCAUAUCUAUCUAUCUAUCUAUCUAUCUAUCUAUCUAUCUAUCUAUCUAUCUAUCUAAAUCUAUCUAUCUAUCUAUCUAUCUAUCUAUCUAUCUAUCUAUCUAUCUAUCUAUCUCAUUCUGUUCAUAUCUAUCUUUCUAUCUCUCGAUCUCAUUCUGUUUUUAUCUAUCUAUCUAUCUAUCUAUCUAUCUAUCUAUCUAUCUAUCUAUCUAUCUAUCUAUCUAUCUCAAUAUGUUCACAUCUAUUUCAGUUUUUGUUCAUAUUUAUGUAUCUCCGUCUCUUCAUAUCUAUCUAUCUAUCUAUCUAUCUCAGUCUCUUCAUAUUUAUCUUUCUAUAUCUCGAUCUCAUUCAUAUCUAUCUAUCUGCCGCAUCCCUCUGUUUGUCAACCGGAAGUUGA
Molecule: messenger RNA, 732 nt
Organism: Acanthosepion pharaonis
Lineage: Eukaryota; Metazoa; Mollusca; Cephalopoda; Sepiida; Sepiidae
Source: the annotation of a GenBank genome assembly